Messenger RNA from Felis catus (domestic cat), 1396 nucleotides. It is a transcript of the gene DEFB115, whose product is annotated as defensin beta 115. Lineage: Eukaryota; Metazoa; Chordata; Mammalia; Carnivora; Felidae. The transcript is spliced from 2 exons. The record is from RefSeq and is a predicted model, not a curated record.
UUCAACAAACGUGCAUUGGACCCUCUGGAUAUACAGAAAUUAUAGCCAGUCCCUACCUUCAGGGGCUCACUGUCAAAAGUUGCCUUUGACAAUGUCAGUCUGAUAGGGGAGAUGAACUAGAAAAAUCCUUAGUCCCAACUCAACAUGAAAAACAUUAUGGCAGAAAGAAGGAAGCAGAAAGGCUGUGAGAACGUAAGGGAGGAGGCUCCAUUGCCCAAGGAGAGGAGCUUGAAAGGCUUCUUGGAAAGUGGGUCCAUUCUCUCCACAGUGUCACAGACUCGUGACAGACUUCUAGGUCCUCUGCUAAUUAAUGCCUUCCGCCUUCCCAGAUGAUGUCUCGAGAAGGGCUCUGAACAUUGGAUCAUCGAUUUAUGUUGCUAACCCACAAGCUGAUGGGUGGUGGGGCACUCUGCCCUUCUCUGAUUUAUUGUCCAUGACUCAGCCGUACCCAAGACAAUAAAAUCCGAGGGAAGACCAACCUUUCCCGGCACAUCAGUAUGCUGCCGGAUCGUUCCUCUUCCCUCUCAGGAUACAUUAAACUCUUGUUCCUGGCCUUACCUGUCCUUGUGCUCCUGGCUUAGGCUUCCCCAGAUGGAUGGGUCAAAAGGUGCAGUUGUAGAAUUGGCAGAUGCAGGCAAUCUUGCAAAGAAAAUGAGAAGAAGAAAGAAAAAUGUGGGCCAAAAAGAAUUUGCUGCUUCCCUGAUGGAAAGCACAUAUCCUUAAACCCUUAUGAGAAACAACAGAUAAGAUGUCAGUUUAAGGCAAGAACAACUCAACAUCCACCAACUCCUGACGUAAGACUUUUAACAGCCAGCAUAAUGAGUCAGUAAAGGACCUACAUGGUCCCUAGCUCCUUAGACACCUGCUGGGUCUUCACAUAAUCCAUUAAAGAAAAUAUGCUUAUUCCAACUCUCUUUCCGUCCUGCCUCUCUAGUCCUCUGUAGCCUGAUAUCUCUAGGUUGUCCCAGGGUUUGACUGAUAUUACUGGUUCUCACUGUAAGACAGUUUUAUAGGAUCUAGAUUCUGAAUUCCUAAGCCUCUGACCAGGCGCUGCUAGGUCCCUCAACAUGGAAGUUUUCCAGGCUAACGCAGCUUCCAUCUUAGCCACACAUUCUUAUCUAACGCCUCAUCCUAGACUCUUGAGGUAGGUCAGUGUGUUUGGUCCAGAGGUCUUCUUUUGCCUCUUUAGCUCAAGGUUUAGCCCAAGAUUCUGCCUCUUGGGCUUACUCUUGGAAUUUAUCCCUUACCCCAGUUCCCUAAUCGCAUUUGGCUUUCCAAAGAUUGGCGUGCCCUCUGACUGGGAAACAACCAUUGCCACCGUACCCAAAUGAAAGGGGAAAAUAGUAAAACAAAACAAAACACACACACACACAAACAACCAGUACCCCCAAUCCAA